Hypanus sabinus (Atlantic stingray) is the source of this 6011-nucleotide messenger RNA. RefSeq names its product TBC1 (tre-2/USP6, BUB2, cdc16) domain family, member 1 (gene tbc1d1). Bases 311 to 3844 code for a protein of 1177 amino acids. The record is from RefSeq and is a predicted model, not a curated record. The transcript is spliced from 19 exons. Lineage: Eukaryota; Metazoa; Chordata; Chondrichthyes; Myliobatiformes; Dasyatidae.
UCGCUAGCUUCUGUCUUAUACAGAAGAAAAAAAUUAUUGAUGGGUUAUAGCAGCUAAGCCACUAAAGAACAUACAACUCCACGCGUAAACCUAUUUGGUGACGCUUCCGCGGCAGUUUGCCUUGGUCCAUUUGCAAGGUGAGCUGCACCACGAUGUGGGCGGAUGUCGAGCGGAGGCUCGUUUGGAUCCUCCGGUUGCCUCUGCAGUCUCAGUGAGAUCGGGCUGGCUGCAGAGCCCCAUGCAGUGCCCGUGCUGCGCCGGAGUUUUGCUGGCGUCCCGCUGAGCUGGCAGCGCCGCUGCAGAAAGAGGAAUGAACAGGGAGAGAACGCCGCGCGGUCAGAGACUUGGCGACCCGGCGACCGGGGCCGCCGGCAAGGGGCGGCGUUUUAGCCUGCAGCUGGUGGGCUCAGUAAGCGUGCACAAGCUCACUACCGUGCCGGUACUGCCCUGGGUAUUGGCCGAGGUACGGCGAAGCAGUGCCCGUGGCUCCGGCAGUCGCAGGGUAAGCUUGCAGGUGUGUCCCGGCUGGGUGCGCUGCGUGGAGCACGGUUCGGCCAAGACCGUGUUCCAGCACCGGGUGCAGCAAGUCCGCAGGCUGCUGCAGUACCGCACCGAGCCCAGUUACUUCGCUUACCUGAGCCUGAGCAGCAACAAGACCGCGGACCGCAGCGUUUGCUUUGUCUUCAGGGCAUCUGAUCACACACUGGUCCCAGAGAUCAUCAGUACCAUCCGUCAAGCUGGGAAGACAGUCUAUCAGGAAGAGACCCAAAUCCGCAUGCCCGAUGAUGAGUCAUUUGCUCAGAAGUAUGAAGUCCUGUUUGUUGGGAAGAUAACAGUGGCCCACAAGAAAGCUCCACCAGCACUCAUUGAUGAAUGUAUCGAUAAGUUCAACCACCUCCAGCAACGUAAUGAGGAAAAGAAAGAAGCCGCCACAGAGAAAAAGCUGGAGAGACCACGGACAGAUAGCUCGUUGUCAUUACGCUCCAAGCUUUCAAUACCAUUAUCACAAAAGAGAGUCAAAUCUGCUCCUAGGCUGUCUAUUCAUCAUGAACCUCAAGUUAAACCAUCACAGAGUACUUUGGAGAAAUGUAAAUCAUUGGAUGUUGGCAGCACUUUGAACUCAGAUGGAGCAGAGAGCGGUAGCUCAGUUGAAGCCCUGAAACGUGCAGCCAGCGUACCCAGUUUUGUGCAGCCAACAAACACAAAGGCAAAUAGGACAAUGCUGUUCACGAUUGGCCAGUCAGAAGUUUACCUCAUAAGUCCUGACACAAAGAAAGUAACGAUUGAGAAAAGCUUCAAGGAAAUCUCUUUCUGUUCUCAGGGAAUUAGGUACGUGGAUCACUUUGGAUUCAUCUGCAGGGAGAACUCAGACAGUGGAAGCUGCCAUUUUGUCUGCUACGUGUUUCAGUGUACUAAUGAGGCCUUGGUCGAUGAAAUUAUGUUGACGUUGAAACAAGCUUUCACUGCAGCUGCCGUGCAUCAGAACAUGAAGAUACAAACUCAGCUGUGCGAAGGGUGCCCAUUGAACUCCCUGCACAAACUAUGUGAAACGAUAGAAGACCUACACCCUUCAAAGGCAAAAGUGGAAAUUCAGAAACAUUUGUCAACAUUCAAUAACAAAGAACAAGCUUCCAUUUUUGAGGGAGUUCAGAGAAUGAAACCAAGAAAUGAACGGGAGGAAAACGAGCUUGUUGUUUCAAUGCUGCGGCAGAUCUACGAAGAGAAACAGAAACAGCACGUCCACAACGGAGAUGCAAAACAGAUCUUGCAGAGCUGUCCUCAGCAGUCCAAUGCCAGUGAGCAACAGUCUCUCUCUGCCCGCUUCCGGCUGGACAAUCUGAAAAUCAAAGCAAAAAAGUCAUUGGCGGAAUCACUAGAGAACAUUCUUUCCAUGGGAGGGUCUCGCCUCAAAAGCCAAGCAAAUGCUGAAAGUACAGUGACAGAACAAAUACCUGUAUCUCUGAGUCUAUCAAGCUUGUCCAAGAAUGACUCUUUGGAUGAAAGUGAGGACCAGGCAGUGCCUACUAGCCCCAUAAAGUCUCAUGGUUCCACAGGGGACUUGCUGCAAGAGUCAGAAAACGACCCUGAAGCCGCUCAACCAGUGUUUCGAAGACGAGCCAAUACCUUUAGUUACAUGCCCUCCAGCGCUGAGCAGCCAGAAGAGAUCAUCGCGGAGACUCCAUCCUUUCCCAAACCAAAACUGAUGAGGUAUCACUCAGUGAGCACAGACACGCCACACAAACAAAAUGAUUAUGACUCCAAGCCGAGCCCAAGCAGAGAUUCCAGCAGUGGUGGGAGCUUGGUCCGUACACGGCGACAGUCCUGGCGGCAGCAGAUCUUUCUCCGAGUGGCCUCCCCACAAAAAGGAUGUGAAUCCCCAUGCAGACAUGAUGGCAAAGCACAAGACCAUCCCAAUGGAGGGGACGUUUCUUCAAGGGCAUCUAUGGCGACAUCAUGCAAUGACAGUUAUCUGGGGGCAGUUGCAGAGGAAAGAAAACGUACGCCCAGAGAGCUCCGAGACCUGUGGAGGAAGGCAAUUCUCCAGCAGAUACUGCUGCUGAGAAUGGAGAAAGAAAACCAGAAACUACAGGCUUCCGAAAGCGACCUGCAGAAUAAGCGACUGAAACUAGAUUAUGAGGAAAUCACAUUGUGCCUGAAAGAAGUGACUCAAGUCUGGGAGAAAAUGCUCAAUGUACCUGCAAGGUCAACAGUUAAAUUUAACAUGGAGAAUAUUCACACGGCCAUGGGUCAAGGAGUGCCUCGGCACCACCGAGGGGAGAUAUGGAAGCUUCUAGCAGAACAGCACCAGCUGCGGUAUCAGCUUCCUGUGAAGCAGCAACCAAAGACUACUCAGUAUGAAGAACUAUUGAAACAGUUAACAUCUCAACAGCACGCAAUACUCAUUGACCUCGGACGCACAUUUCCUACGCAUCCCUAUUUCACAACUCAGCUGGGUGCUGGGCAACUCUCGCUGUACAAUCUUUUGAAAGCCUAUUCUCUUCUGGAUCCCGAGGUGGGCUAUUGCCAGGGGCUGAGUUUUGUGGCAGGAAUCUUGCUGCUGCACAUGAGUGAAGAAGAUGCUUUUCAAAUGCUGAAGUUUCUCAUGUACGACAUGGGCUUGAGAAGGCAGUAUCGUCCCGACAUGAUUAUCUUACAGAUACAGAUGUACCAGCUGUCACGGCUGCUCCAUGACUAUCAUCGCGAUCUUUACUGCCACUUUGAGGAGAAUGAAAUCAGCCCCAGUCUUUAUGCUGCUCCCUGGUUUCUCACUGUAUUUGCCUCUCAGUUUCCUUUGGGAUUUGUGGCUAGAGUAUUUGAUAUGAUUUUCCUUCAAGGAUCAGAGGUAAUCUUUAAAGUAGCUCUUAGCUUGCUGGGAAACCACAAGCCACUAAUUCUUCAGCAUGAGAGCCUGGAAUCAAUAAUUGACUUUAUAAAAUGCACACUCCCUAAUCUUGGACUAGUGCAGAUGGAAAAAACAAUAAAUCAGGUUUUCGAGAUGGAUUUAUCCAAGCAACUACAGGCCUAUGAAGUUGAGUACCAUGUUCUUCAGGAUGAGCUGAUGGAUUCUUCUCCCACAAUGACUGAAAACGAGCGAUUAGAAAAAUUGGAAAAGAGCAACAAUAGCUUGCGCAAGCAGAACAGUGACCUGCUGGAGGAGCUUGAGGUUGCUCAUACUAAGAUUGAAAGCCUGGAAGCUACAGUUAAUACUUUGCUGUCUAAUGAAGGAAAGUUAAAGCAAGCUAUUCAUAGACUUGAGUUGGAGAGAGCUGCACUCCUGGCGACCGUGGAAGAAUUUCAGAAGCAGGUUCCCAGCACAGACCAUGUUGAAAACAACUCUCUCUGAAGCACAAGAAAAGGAUUAUAAAAUCUGAUGCACUUUAAAUGAUAGGUAUAAAGCAAGAGAAGACAUUUUGAUUAGUAGGAUUCUCUGGUUCCAUCGCACCACAGAGCAAACUAUCAAUAUGGGAUCUAUUCAAAGGCACAGCAGUAACAUCUUGUUUAACUAUAUAGGCAUAGUACUGAUCACUGGAUUAUUACCUGCUGUCAAAGGCAGAUCAAUAGAAAACUCAUUUCUCUGAAAAUUGUGUGGGUUUAUUUAUAUCCAAUGCUUGUACCUGUUUUGUUUUUAUGUAUUGGACACUUCUUAACCAGGACACAAUACUUGAAGGGUUCUUCAUAAUACCUUGUUUGUAUUGAUAACCAAAAGUGAGCCAUGUGCUUUCAGUGUAAUUCUGACACUUGUAGUAGGAGGGUUACAUCGGAGGUGGUCAGUUCAUUUCAAAGUUUGUGGGUAUGUUGUAAGAAAACUACACUAACGUUCCUCUUGCCAUUAAUUGGAAUUUUUAGUUUUCUUAAUUCACCUCACUUCAUUCCUAACCAAGAUUAGUAUUAUCUUGGUUUAAAAAAAGUACACCUUAUAAAAAGAAAUGAUAUGUAAGGACAAAAUUACGAAAGCUGAGAAGGAAUACUGCAAGUCAAAUCAAGUGGUGUCUUUUGAAAAGCCUUACAACACCCACGGUGGGAGAUUAUGUAAAGUGGCUUAUUUGUGUUUUACAUAUAUAGCAGCUUCCUGUAAGUAGAAAAUGAUUGAUAAAAAGGAAUAAUUUUUUUUCAAAGUUUUGUGAAAAAUAAUGUACCACAGCCAAAAUAUUUAUGAUUGAUUUCCCAUUUCAUUUCAUCUAGCCCAUCAUAUACAGCAAUAUAUUUGGGUGGUUUCACAAUACUUUGUGUUUAAAUACAAAACAUUAUAUCACCAAAUAAAACUGAAAGUUUGAUCAGUGCUAAGACCAUCCAGUGAAUUAACAUGGUAUCCAUCUGCUGAUAUAUUUUAAGAAUUGGAAACCAACACUUCAUUAGUUCAACUCAUUGCCCUUAUUCUCUACUUGCCUACAUGUUUGGAUGUGAACACUUUUUGGGCCAAUCCUUUUAAACAAAACUGGUUUGUGCUAGGUUAAAUAGAUCUAGAUGGGUUGGAUCUGACUUGCAUGCUCUUUUACACUCGUGCUGUAGUUUGGUAUCAUAAAAUAGGUCAUUUUUCUCUACUGAGCAUUUUUAAAACCUUUUAGGAACUGAAAAGAAGCUAAGUAAAAAGCUAAUAGUCUUGCAAUCAUGCAAUUCCGAGAGAAUUGCUUUUAAAAAAUCUAUAUAUUAAAUUGCUCCAGCCCUGAUCUGCAUGGUCUGUUUCCCAACUGAAUUGAUCUAAAAUGGGCUAUGUAACAUUAUGAUGGAAGAGAUAUCCAGUGAUUAUAAAAAUGAUGCACUAUUACUAUCAUCAUCUCAAUCCAGUCCAUAAAAGGAAGGGACUAUGUAGAUGUUGGACAGUAUUCCAAAUUUGUGAUUGUGAUAUAUCCAAGCACCAGUAUAAUUUACUAUGCUUUACUUGUCCAUGUGCCUUUUCACAUAAUUCUGAUACCUCAGUAGUUGUAUUACACAAUAAGUGAGCUAAGCUACAUGUUUCCAGGAAAUGGUCAUAUUAAACGGGUUGCCAUGAUUUUUGAAUUUCUUGUUUUGCAUUUGUUGGGUUUUUUUUAUUCAUUAGUUCAUAAAUCAGAGCCAUCGCUGAUGUUGUUUAGUCCUUUUCCUUUUGUACUGGUAAUGUGCCAUAAAUUGUGCCUAGUUCAGAGCAGGUUGAGAUUUGAGAUGCAACAGUAUCAAGUAGUUUAGAAGUGAAGUUCAGUGUGACUUUGCAUUCAUCUUUCCCGCUACUGGUAGCCUGAUGGUUAACUUUACACUGUUCAGUGUAGGGGAAAGUUCAAAGAAUUUCCACACAGUUUAAAGAAAGUUUUAGAAUUACCAAAUCUGAGUUUUAACUAUUUUGAUGUUUACACUCCUGCUCAAAAUUUCGAUCAAUUGUUUCGGUCUCUUUUCCUCCCAGCAUUUUAACAUCCAUUUCUUGUGACCAUUGUGUAUCUGAUGCUGUGUGCCUGUAAUGCUGCUACGAGUCAGUUUCUCAGUGCACCUGUGCAUACACGUACUUGUGCAUAAGACAAUAAACUCAACUUUGAUUCUGA